AGUCAGUUUAGUGACACGUUGAUUAACACAAAAUGGAUGGAGCUUACAAGAUGGAAGAUAGGACUUCAUUAGUAAAAGGAGCUCAGGACAUUGCCAAGGAAGUCAAGAGGCAAACAGUGAAGAAAGUGAAUAAAACUGUAGACAAAGCUCAAGAUGGGUAUACACAGAGAUCUUACAAUAGAUUCCAAGGUGAAGAAGAUGCUGAAUACUAUACUGAAGGAGGAAAUUAUGAUGGAGAAGCAAAUGAAGAUGAAGGAUCAAGUGAAGCCACAGAAGGACAUGAUGAAGAUGAUGAGAUUUAUGAGGGAGAAUAUCAGGGAAUCCCCAAUACAGAACAGAACAACAAGGAUGGGAUAGCAGCAUUAGGACAUCCCAACCGAGAUGAUUACAAGGACCGUCAUGAGCUAGAGACAGAAAGAAAAGCUGAUGAAGAAGAACUUGCACAGCAGUAUGAGCUAAUCAUUCAAGAAUGUGGUCAUGGGCGUUUUCAGUGGGCCCUCUUCUUUGUCCUAGGAAUGGCACUAAUGGCUGAUGGGGUUGAAGUUUUUGUAGUUGGAUUUGUAUUGCCCAGUGCUGAGACAGACAUUUGUAUCCCUAAUUCUGGAUCAGGAUGGCUUGGUAGCAUAGUAUACCUUGGGAUGAUGGUAGGGGCAUUCUUCUGGGGAGGCUUGGCGGACAAGGUGGGAAGGAGACAGUCUCUUCUGAUAUGUAUGUCUGUCAAUGGAUUCUUUGCCUUCCUUUCAUCAUUUGUCCAGGGCUAUGGCUUCUUUCUCUUCUGUCGCUUACUUUCUGGAUUUGGGAUUGGGGGAGCUGUUCCAGUUGUGUUCUCAUAUUUUUCCGAAGUCCUUGCUCGAGAGAAACGUGGAGAACACUUGAGUUGGCUUUGCAUGUUUUGGAUGAUUGGAGGCAUCUAUGCAUCUGCCAUGGCCUGGGCAAUUAUUCCUCAUUAUGGAUGGAGUUUCAGCAUGGGAUCCGCCUAUCAGUUUCACAGCUGGCGAGUCUUUGUUGUUAUGUGUGCUCUUCCCUGCGUUUCGGCUGUAGUGGCACUCACUUUCAUGCCAGAAAGUCCAAGGUUCCUGCUUGAGGUUGGGAAGCAUGAUGAAGCUUGGAUGAUUCUCAAGCAAAUUCAUGAUACAAACAUGCGAGCUCGUGGUCAGCCUGAAAAAGUUUUCACGGUUAACAGAAUCAAAACUCCCAAGCAGAUAGAUGAGCUUAUAGAAAUUGAAAAUGAUACAGGAACCUGGUACAAGAGGUGCUAUGUCAGAGUGCGCACGGAAUUGGAUGGUAUUUGGUUAACAUUUAUGAGGUGCUUCAACUAUCCAGUCAAGGAUAACACAACAAAACUUGCAGCAGUAUGGUUUACUCUUUCUUUUGGCUACUAUGGAUUGUCAGUCUGGUUUCCAGAUGUGAUUAAACAUUUACAAGCAGAAGAGUAUGCUACUAGAAGAAAGACUUUUGAAUUUGAAAGAGUUGCAGAUAUUAAUUUCAACUUUACCUUGGAAAACCAAGUCUACUCCAAUGGAAUAUUCAUCAAUGACAGGUUUACAAUGAUGAAAUUUAAAUCAGUUACUUUUGAAGAUACGCUUUUUAAGAACUGUUACUUUGAAGAUGUUACUACAUUGAGCACAUAUUUUAGAAACUGUACUUUUAUGGAUACCAAGUUCUUAAACACAGAUCUUGAACCAUAUAAAUACUCUGGCAGUAGAUUUAUAAACUGCACAUUUGAGCACAACAAGACAGGAUGCCAGAUUUCCUUUGAUGAUGAUUAUAGUGCCUAUUGGAUAUACUUUGUUAAUUUCCUGGGGACUUUAGCAGUAUUACCAGGAAAUAUUGUCUCAGCUCUUCUGAUGGACAGAAUUGGGCGUUUAACAAUGCUAGGUGGGUCUAUGAUUCUUUCUGGAAUUAGCUGUUUCUUCCUGUGGUUUGGCACAAGUGAAUCCAUGAUGAUUGGCAUGCUGUGUCUCUACAAUGGCCUCACCAUCUCAGCAUGGAAUUCCCUUGACGUCAUUACUGUGGAGCUGUAUCCAACGGACAGAAGGGCAACAGGCUUUGGCUUUUUAAAUGCACUAUGCAAAGCAGCAGCUGUCCUUGGAAACUUAAUAUUUGGUUCCCUUGUAGUCAUCACCAAAGCAAUUCCUAUUCUCUUGGCUUCUACAGUCCUAGUAUGUGGAGGCUUGGUAGGACUUCGACUUCCUGACACCAGAACCCAAGUGUUGAUGUAACUUGGAAAAGAUUGUGGAUAAAAAGCCAUUUACAGUUUGUUUUCCUCUCUUUUUAAGUGUAAGAUUUCCUAACUUGAAGGGCAAAGGCUUCAGAUUCUCAGUGCAUGGAAGGUGACUAUAUAGCAAAAACCUCCUCUUACAAUGAAAGAGCUGUGACUAAACAUUAGGAAAUAUAUUUAGUUAAAGCUUUAUAAAAACCCAUACAUAUCCCAUUCUUUUCCAGGCUAAAAAAGUAGUUCAGUAAUGAAUUCAUCUGAGAUAGUUCCAUCAA
Molecule: messenger RNA, 2493 nt
Organism: Heteronotia binoei (common prickly gecko)
Lineage: Eukaryota; Metazoa; Chordata; Lepidosauria; Squamata; Gekkonidae
Gene: SV2C
Product: synaptic vesicle glycoprotein 2C
Exons: 12
Coding region: 33-2222 (729 amino acids)
Biological process (GO): chemical synaptic transmission; transmembrane transport
Cellular component (GO): membrane
Molecular function (GO): transmembrane transporter activity
Source: RefSeq, a predicted model, not a curated record